AUGUACAUGCAGAUUCUGGAUAAACGCCUCAGCCGUGAUAGCCCUGUGCCGGUUCACACAGUUUUGGGAGGCGGGGGACAUGUUAAAAUCACAGAUAACUGGGACUCAAACAGGCUGAAGCCUCUCUUGAACCCAGAUGACAAGUGGGCUGCUGUCUGGAGUCGAGGUGACUUAAACUACUGGGCUGCUGCUGUCACACUGCUGCUCGAAGGCCCUCCAGUCGCGAAGCGCACGGUGCCGGCAGCAGUCGAAGGGCCUCGCAGAGCCCCUGCUCGGUUGUGCCGUGAAUGUCUUGCUGUUCUGCCAUCUCGGGUUCCGAAGGGCCUCGCGGUUACAGCUGCCAGUCUUCAGGUUUUGGUUGUGCCACGGCAGUUUUAUCGAUUGGCAUCAUUUGGUAAAGAAAAAGACAAAGAGAAGAAGUUAGAUGAUGACAGCACCAGUACGACAGUCCCUCAGUCAGCUUUCUUGGGCCCGACAUUGUGGGACAAGACACUGCCAUACGAUGGAGACACUUUCCAGUUGGAAUACAUGGACCUGGAAGAAUUCCUCUCAGAAAAUGGCAUUCCACCCAGCCCAAACCAGCACGAGCAUAGCCCACACCAGUCAGGUCUCCAGCAAGCUACCUCAUCAUCACCUUCUGUCAUGGACCUCAGCAGCAGGGCUUCUACUUCAGUCCAUCCAGGCAUGGUGUCGCAGAACUGCAUGCAGAGCCCGGUCAGACCAGGACAGAUCUUGCCAGCAAACCGAAACACACCAAGUCCCAUUGAUCCUGAGACUAUCCAAGUUCCUGUUGGCUACGAACCUGACCCUGCAGAUCUUGCUCUUUCCAGUAUUCCCGGCCAGGAGAUGUUUGACCCUCGUAAGCGCAAGUUCUCUGAAGAAGAGCUGAAACCACAGCCGAUGAUUAAGAAAGCUCGCAAAGUCUUCAUUCCAGAUGACCUGAAGGAUGACAAAUACUGGGCAAGGCGUAGAAAGAACAACAUGGCUGCUAAGCGAUCGAGGGAUGCCCGCCGGCUGAAGGAGAACCAGAUCGCCAUCCGCGCCUCGUUUCUGGAGAAGGAGAACUCAGCUCUCCGCCAAGAGGUGGCCGACCUACGGAAAGAGCUGGGCAAAUGCAAGAACGUCCUUGCAAAGUACGAAGCUCGACACGGCCCCCUGUAA
Messenger RNA from Opisthocomus hoazin, 1161 nucleotides. The record is from RefSeq and is a predicted model, not a curated record. Lineage: Eukaryota; Metazoa; Chordata; Aves; Opisthocomiformes; Opisthocomidae.